AUGACACAUCUAGAGCGGACAAUUGAAUGUUAUGGCUGCUAUAAGAAAUUUCCCACAUAUCCCGCUAUGAUCAUCCACCUUGAGGCCGCUACCUGCGCGUACCUUGAUCAGGAGUACCGCCAGGAAUUACUCGAGCGUGUUGAUCUACAAGCAAUGUAUGGAUGCAUGUACCCAUUUCGGUGCCCAAGCUGCAAGUCGAGCUUCACAAAUCUAUCCGGCCUUUUUCAGCACGUGUACAAUAAUACAUGUCGCCAGGAUCUGCAUGAGGGUAAGAUGGGUAAGUUGAUCAAAUGGCUAGAGAAUCGCCAUAACAUAUGA
Molecule: messenger RNA, 318 nt
Organism: Bipolaris victoriae FI3
Lineage: Eukaryota; Fungi; Ascomycota; Dothideomycetes; Pleosporales; Pleosporaceae
Exons: 2
Coding region: 1-318 (105 amino acids)
Source: RefSeq, a predicted model, not a curated record